CGUUCACAUUUCGGUGCAUGCGUGGUGAUGAUGUCGACUUCUCUAGCUUUUGUACAUCUUUCCGUUGUCAUCUCGUCAUUCAUCUCCCAUCCACGCCAGUGACUUGACACUCAGAAGAGCCAAGCUGUGAAGGAGCGCGGUACCAUGACUUCGCUCGCCAACGACCUCGAACAAGGUUGGGUCAGGAUCAACUCCAUAGACGGUUACUCGUUCGUCAUCCCCAAGACGAUCGCUUUCGGUAGCGGAGUAAUCAAAUCAUCACUCGAUGAAUCAGCCAACUUUGCCGAAGUAGCCACCCAGACGAUCAAGCUCGACUACCGCGGGAUCAUCGUCGGCAAGAUCGUCGAAUACCUGCACUUCAAGCACGCUUACAAGGACACGGCGCAAAAGGAGAUUCAGGAGGAUUUCAGCGAGAGGAUAGAGCCCGAGUUGGCGCUCGAGCUCUUGAUGGCAGCCGACUUUAUCGAAGCCUGAUUUCUUUGCUCUGCCCCAGCUCUGCAUGUAUGAGCCUGACGACCCCCUUUAACGACCGACCGAUUGAACUUCGACAUGUAUGCCAUACAAUUCACACCACCAUACUAUAGUGGCUGCAUACG
This is a messenger RNA of Filobasidium floriforme, 596 nucleotides long. Its product is annotated as BTB/POZ protein. The transcript has 4 exons. NCBI's taxonomy places the organism in Eukaryota, Fungi, Basidiomycota, Tremellomycetes, Filobasidiales, Filobasidiaceae. Gene Ontology annotation, molecular function: protein-macromolecule adaptor activity. The record is from RefSeq and is a predicted model, not a curated record. The coding region runs from base 145 to 474 and encodes 109 amino acids. Gene Ontology annotation, biological process: ubiquitin-dependent protein catabolic process. Gene Ontology annotation, cellular component: elongin complex.